Plasmodium coatneyi is the source of this 5559-nucleotide messenger RNA. RefSeq lists its product as uncharacterized. The coding region runs from base 1 to 5559 and encodes 1852 amino acids. The transcript has a single exon. The record is from RefSeq and is a predicted model, not a curated record. NCBI's taxonomy places the organism in Eukaryota, Apicomplexa, Aconoidasida, Haemosporida, Plasmodiidae.
AUGAGUCGCAGCAUGGAUCAGUUAAGUGACUCCCUGUCUUAUGAGGACAUUCUGGAAUACCUGCGUAUGAGCGGCAGCUAUGAUGUGUCUGUGAGCAAAUAUCACAAGGCGAUAAAGUGUAGAGAGGUGAGGAUUGUACCUGCAGGCACAGAGGGAGCAACUGUGGGAGGGAUAACUCAGGAUGGGGGAGCCAAAAAUAAGGGGAAGACAAUAGGGAAGACAACAGGAAAGACAACGGGAAAGACAUCGGGAAAGACAGCGGGAAAGACAACGGGAAAGAACUCCCCCUACAACCUCUUCGACAUGAACGUGGUAACCUUGUAUGACGAACUGCUGGAUGUGUUCCGCUACAACCACAUCGACAUAAAGAGUUGUAACUUCACCUUUUCGAAGAUCAGCAAGAAUACCUACCAAGGGUGCGUGUUCGUGUGGUUCGUGCUGAAUGGGGCUCAAAUGAGUAGAUCGAUGAGUUCGAGAGAAAGUAAAAAGGAUGAACAGAAGCGAAAGGGUGAAUCGAACCAAUUAGUAAUAUAUCGAGGGGAGGAUGACACGGAGGAAGGGAAAAAUCGAACUCAAAAGAAAGACAACCCUAUACGCAGCUUGAAGGUGAAGGGGAAUAGAGUGUCCAACAUAAAGGAGGUUCUAAAGGACACAUUCGAUACGCUAAUCUUUUUCAUGAUCAACCGAUAUAAUAUUAAGCUAAAAAUAAACCACUCCUACCGAGUGAAGGAGACAUGUAGCUAUGUAAUUACAAACGAAGAAGUGUAUAAAUUUCUGAAAAACGACAACUAUUUUAGAAUAGAUCUAAACAAACUACACUACGAUAUAAACGACUACUCCUUUGUCUUUGGAAAGAACAUAACUCAGUUUGUUGACUUUUUCAAAUACAUAAAACACAUCCACUCGUGUGCCUACCUGAUAUCCCUUCUUGUUAGGAUCAUUGCCGACAAGAAUAAAAUACACAAGUACAGUUCGCAGCUUUUCUUUUGCAAAAGAAAUGACGAAUGCAUUUGUAACCUGUAUAUGAGUUUUGUGAAACAGGACCAGGAAACUUUUCAGAAAAUAUUCUUUAAUAGCAAGCUGGUCAGCAUGCAGAAUAUCAUUCCGUCCAAGGUGUCCCUCAUCGAGGAGGUGAAGAAGAAAAUAAUGAGGAGGCGUGACUUGUCCUACCCUGAUGAGCUGUUCAUAUGCUCCUUCGUGAAGUCCUUCUACACGUUCAAGUUGGGUUCUGGGCCUCUCAACCAAGUGAACCAGGUCAACCCAACAAACGAUACCAUCGAUGUAGUCGAUUCGGUCGAUAUGAGCGAUACGAACGAUACGGUGGAAAAGGGUAACAGCAGUGACACGAUCGAAAAGGGUGACACAAGUGAUAGGAGUCCCACCGGUGAGACGGUCGAAACAAACCCCUCCAGUAACAUCAGCCCCAUUGCCCACACGAUACAGACCUACCAAACGAACAACCUGCACGACGUCGGCGUCAUCCUGGAGGACACACCAAACGCGCAUACAGCAGAUGCAGGGGGGGACGUCACAAAGGAUCACAUACUCAUAAGCGACAGCACAACGAAUGACGAGGAGAGUAGUAAAAAAGGGGAAUCACAAACACCUCCUUAUGCAGAUACUCCCACAGCAGAAAUAAAAAAUUAUUUAAAACAUUCUACAAGGAACUGCAGAGGAAACGUCUCCAAUACGCACCACCUCAACAGGGAGGAGGACAACAUAGAAAUGGUAGUUACCUACAGUGGUAAGAGGACACACAUGUAUAACCAGAAUUGUGCGAAUAGGGCGAGGAGUUCUUUCCACGAUUGGGAUAGAAAAGCCAGGAGGUAUAACGUGAGCAACAGAAGAAGUUGCUCCAUUUUUAAGGUGCACAGUGGUGCAACUGGAUUAAUUUACGGCAACAGAAGGGAGGUCCCCUUUUUGGGAACCAUUAGGGGGGAGACAGCAUCACAGUCACGUGGACAAUCCCAAUCACGUGCACAAUCCAAAUCGCGUGGGCAUACUCAAUCGCGUGGGAAUAUUCAAUCGCGUGGAAGGCUUCAAUCCAUAGCACACUCACUGUCCCAGCCGCAAAGGAACAAAGCACUGAACAACUUCCUGCAGAUGAGUAAUGAACACCACUUUGGAAAGAACAGACGGAAGGUCGAAGAAUCCAUUUUGGGGAUUCAGAAGAGGGGACAACCAAUCCCCGAAUAUGCCGUCCCAGACAGGAACCACCAUUCGCUGGAUGAUAAGGAACUCAUCGUGAUUGACCUGGAUGAGAGCACUUCCGGGGGAAGCUCGAACGAGAUGGUGAUGAAUGGGGAGCAGCUGGUCGGGGGGCAAUUAACAGAGGGGCACUGCACGAAUGAAGAACCCACGAAUGAAGACCCCACGAAUGAAGAACCCACAAACGAAGAACCCACGAACGAACCACCAAUGAACGAACUGCCAACGAAUGUGCUGCCCACAGAGGGGGUAGACGACAGCGCGCCGAUCAGCCACACGGAAAUCUACCAAAGCAGGGGGGAACAAAUUGAAAAGGGGAUGACGCCCAAGAGGAGCAACUAUGAUGAGGGAGGGCCCCCCAAUUACAGCGCAUUGAAGAGGAGGAAGACGAACGAGGAGUUCGGCCAGGAGGUCAGAGAGAGUAUAGACGUAAGCGACACCGCAAGGUGCAGCGUAGGUAGCGCUUCUGGUGAAUGCUCUGGUGAGGGUUCUGGUAGCGGUUCUGGUGAGGUUUCCGGUGAGGGUUCUGGUGACGUUUCUGGUAGCGGUUCUGGUGAGGGUUCUGGAGAUGCUUCUGUCGACGUCUCUGGUGGGAGUAUCCCUGAUGGGAACGACGCGACGGGCGCCUUUGCCAAGGGCGUGAAUUGCCAGAAAAAGUUGCACCAAAGGGGAAAGGUGGUGUCCGAUUAUGCCCUCAGGAGUACGACCUUUAGACAGAACCCAUACCAGGCAUACAGCAGUAGGGGCAUGAGCAGGUGGACUAACAGGCGCUCUGAAGGUCAACUGGGUAGAGAAAACUACAGGAGCAUGAAUGUGUAUUUCGAUAGAGGGAGGAGUGGGAGAUGCAUUAGGGGUUCGAGAUUCGGUAGGGGGGGGAUGAGCAUCAGGAACAACAGGAGUGUUGGGAGAGGCGAUUGGGAAGGAAGUGGGGACGACGAGGUGGAAAAACGGGGGCGCAGAGUGGGCACGAUGUUUGGACGUGGCGUGAUUAGACGUGGUGUGAUUAGACGUGACGUGAUUGGAUGUGACGUGAUUGGAUGUGGCAUGGAUAGACGUGGCAUGGAGGGACGUACCAUGGAAGGACGUACCAUGGAUGGACGUGACAUGAUUGGGCACACCUCGUGCAACAUGCAGGAGGAAGGUUUCCCUGGGGGAGUCCCCGAAGGAAGGGAACCCCUUACACAAACUAUGCCGAAGCAGAAUGUAUCAAACGGGGAAGAGUGUCCGAUCGUUGAGCCAGCAGCAACGGCAGGAGGUCCCACGGAACAGUACCAAAACAACUACGUGAUGCACACACAGGAGGGUGAAGGUCAAAUGUUCAGAAAAAAUGAACUCCACACAGAAGCAGAAAAACAGGAAAUCCAAAAUGUCGACCUGAUUAAAAAAAUGAACGAGAAUUUCUGUUACUUAAAUAACCAGGACAAAAUAAAUGUGGUAAACAUCCUGUGUAGUUACAGGACCUACUUGAAAAAAAUGAUGCACUACGAGUGUAUGAAGCAGGACUACUCGUUCGAGGUGGAGACGUGUAUCUUCUACCUGGAUUAUAUUAGUUCCGGCGGGGUGGGAAGUGGAAUGGGUAGUUGCAGUGAUGACGGUGCACAUCGGGGCCGAGGAGGGUGCCACGGUAGAAGAGAGACACACCACAGUGACCACGACGGAAGAGACACACACUACACUGAGCAAGACAGAAGAGAGAGACGCCACAGUGACCACGGAGUGGGUUAUACGAAGGAGACCUUACAACAGAGGGAGGAUAUAACGCACCCCCAUCCUACCUUCACCACAGAGUUGGAAAACGGAAAGAAACAAAAGCUCAUGCAAAAAAUAAAUUACUACGAAAACAAGAUCGGUGCAUUAAACAACAUUAUAUUGACUUAUGCACAUAUCAAUUCGAUCUACGUAGAACAGAUAAGGAAGUACCUUGCCCUGACUGAGUGCAUUAAAAGUUUUCCCUGCAGCUUUUACUACCAUGAGUUUGCCUUGGAGAACGGGGAGGUGCCCUUGGGGGGUGCACCACCGGCACCGAGGGGUGUAAUCAACGGUGCAAUGAACGGUGCAAUAAACGGUGAGGUUAACGGUGCAAUAAACGGUGAGGUUAACAGUGCAAUAAAUGUUGAGGCUAACGGUGCAAUAAACGGUGCAAUAAACGGUGCAAUAAAUGGUGAGGCUAACGGUAUGCUUAGGGGUGACGUCUGGAGUGAGGGGGUGGAUCAAAUGUACCGCGACGUGGUGAACCAGAUGCACAGAGACAUGAUCAACCAGAUGCAUUGGGCUGCCGUGAACCCAAUACAUAGCACCGCCGCUAAUCCAAUGCAUAGUGCCCCCGCCAGCCCAAUGCAUGGCACGGACGUGAACCCAAUGUAUAGUGCCGUCUUGAACCCAAUGCAUAGCGCUGACGUGAGCGCAAUGCAAAACGUCGCCCUGAACCCAAUUCAAAACGUCGCCCUGAACCCAAUGCAAAACGCCGUCCUGAAUCCAAUGCAAAACGUCACCCUGAAUCCAAUGCAAAACGUUGCCGCGAACCCAAUGCAAAACGUUGCCGCGAACCCAAUGCAAAACGCCGUCCUGAACCCAAUGCAAAACGUAUUCCUGAAUCCAACGUAUAACGCUGUCCUGAACCCAAUGCAUGAUCCCCUAGUGAACCCAGUGCAUGACCCCCUAGUGAACCAAAUGCAUGAUCCCAUCGUGAACCCAGUGCAUAACGCCGCCUUGAACCCAGUGCAUAACGCCGCCGUGAACCCAAUGCAUAACGACGCCAUGAACCCAAUGCACAGUGUAACUGCUAGCCAAAACGCAGAACCCGAGCGCCCGAGGAACUUCCCCGAGGACGCGCGAACGGUACCCGCCCAGCACUUCCCUCACGAAGGAAACCACCCAAGCGAAAAUUUCCAGAACAAGAAAAAUGGAGACGGACUUACCAGUUGUCGGUUCGAGCACCUAACUCAAGAGAAAAGAAUACCAAGCCAUGACUACAACAACAUGGAAAGAAAAAACAGAUGCAAGAGCAUCAUUAAAACUCCUUUCUCUACUUAUAUAAGGGAGGUUAACAGGCAAGACAAUAGUGAGAAGGUUGUGAUUGAAAGGAACGUGGGGCUGGUUCAAGAACACGAGAGGGACAAUAGAAGGAGAGUUGUGAAUGCUAAAUUAUAUCCCCACCCUAUGAACAAGAAUGUGUUAAAUUGCGAAAGUAAGAAGAAGAAGGGUACCCUCGAGGGGAAUUACCCUGGAACCAGAGCUGUCCCUAGGGGGGAGUAUCACCUACGUAAUGGCAAACGUAAUUACCAGAUGAUGAGGGGGGUCAUUCCUUUUAACAGAGACGUUCGUGUGAAUCGCAGAGCGUUUUACAAUUAG